Lepus europaeus (European hare) is the source of this 1923-nucleotide messenger RNA. RefSeq names its product leucine rich repeat containing 63 (gene LRRC63). The coding region runs from base 1 to 1923 and encodes 640 amino acids. The record is from RefSeq and is a predicted model, not a curated record. Gene Ontology annotation, molecular function: protein binding. The transcript has 10 exons. NCBI's taxonomy places the organism in Eukaryota, Metazoa, Chordata, Mammalia, Lagomorpha, Leporidae.
AUGCAUUUCCAGGAAUUUUUUGAAUUCCCCUUGUACAAUGAUCUUCCACAUCUUUUUGAUCAAAAACAUUUUCAGCAAUUCAAGCAUAUUCCAAAACUUCGAUUCUUAAGGAACAGUUAUGAAAAACAGCGGUUAUUUUUCAUUAAAAUGCAGACAUACCCACAACUUCUUCGAAGACCUUUACCUCCAAAACUCCGUAAGGUGUCUGUGUAUAAGAAGCAAUUCCGUUCAGCCAAGAGUGGUAAAAUUGGGUCCUUGUAUGUAGAAUUUCCCGAAGAUGAAACAACUUCAACUGAAAGCGAAGAAGCUGAUAUUGUUUCAAGCAAAGAUUUACAAGCACUAACACCUGUCAAGAUCCAAAAUAUCUUUAUGGAGCGUCAAGUACAAGAAAGAGUGGCUACUAUUUCCACAGCCCCAAAAUCUACCAAAAAUGUUUCUUGGCACAUUCCAGAUACUGCUACUGGUUCCGUCUUUAUCCCAAGUUGUCAAUCAGCUUCUUCUCGAGUUUUUCGGAAAGAAAUAACCCGAAUGGGGAGUUUAAGAAAGCUCAAAAAAGAGCCACAGCAAGAAAGAAAAAUCAUUUACUUCGAAGACAAACUAGAAGACAUGUAUGGAUACCCUUCAGAUUUAUCUAACGUCUUCAGUGCUCGCUGGCCAGUCUUCACCAGUAACUAUGAGAAAGUGUACCCUGAGUUCCAACCUUUACCGAUGACUCCAACCCACAUUUAUGAGCAACCCUUGAGAGAGUUAAGUGCAAUAUACAUAAGCCCUCUACCUAGUACUGUGUCUGGUAGACCUGAAAGUCUGUGGUCAGAACGUUUCCAGCGAAGUCCCACACAUCUUAGUAAAGUGGUAGUAAGUAUCACUCAGUUUCCGGGUACCAUUCCCUUACCACCGCCACCUUUACCACGAAAGCCUCGGAGACAGUCUAUCAUAGAAAAUAUUUCAUCAGAAAAUGAAAAGGUAGAGACUGCCCCAAGACCAUCUGAAGUUCCUGUUACAAUCGAAGAAGAAAAAUCAGAGGUACUUACUUUACAUGGUGAAGGUUUUAAGACUAUUGCAGCAACACGAUAUGAAACACUGGCAGCUAUGACUGAUCUGGCCAUAAUGAACUGUCAACUAUAUGGAAGAAACGCACUUAAUCUUAAGGGCUUUUUUCUCUUGAAUUGUCCAGACUUGACAUGUUUGGCCUUCCAAUUGAUAUACCUUAAUUUAUCAUUUAAUGAUCUUUAUCACUUUCCCACAGAAGUAUUCUGUCUUAAAAAUUUACAAGUACUGAAAUUGAGAAAUAAUCCCAUCAAAGAAAUUCCUUCUGAAAUCAAACAACUUAAAUGCCUUAGAAUUUUCAGCAUUGCCUUUAAUUUGAUUAGCAAUCUUCCACCUGGGUUAUUUUCCUUGUUUCACCUUGAGGAACUCGAUGUUUCCUACAAUGAAUUUACCUUUAUUCCAAAUGAAAUACACAGACUCAGAUCACUUGACAAACUGCAUAUUGAUGGGAAUUAUGUGACUUCUUUACCACCUGGCAUUUUAAGGCUUAACCUGACAAAAAUCCACUUGGAGAAUACUUUCACCCUGCCUUGUUUUUGGACAGAGAAUUCUUUGAAUAGUCCACAACGACUUACUCAAAUUACUGCUUUGUUCAUGCUCAUAAAUAAUAUUCACAAAUUAUAUGAAAAGAUUCCAGUGAAAGCUAAACUGUUACUAAAAAGCACAUCCAGGUGUGACUGGUGCCACGGCCCCAUGUUCGGUGAAGGUUUACGUAUCAUCCGUUCCUGUGACAUUUUUGGAGCCUCACAGCUUCCUAUUAUGUUUCAUGUCUGUUCUCCUUCCUGUUACAGAAGAUUAAAGGAAAGCACCUAUUUUAUUGAAGGUAUUUCUGGUAAAAGAAUAGAACUAAAUGUGGAACCAACAAAAGAAUUGUAA